UAAUUUCAUAAAUUCCAGAAUAUCCACUUCCAACAGCCAAACAGUUUUGUCACCGCCUCUAAAAUCCAACAAAAUCCAAGGGCCACUUCUGCAAUUAAUACACAACAAAACCAGGGCCGCUAGGGUUUCAUUCAUCCCAUAUCCUCUCUCUGUCUCUUUCUCUCUCUCUCUCUCUCUCUCUCUCUCCAGUCGCCAUGCCGAAGAACAAGGGAAAGGGAGGAAAGAAUCGCAAGCGGGGUAAGAACGAGGCCGACGACGAGAAGCGCGAGCUGGUAUUCAAGGAAGACGGCCAAGAGUACGCCCAGGUCCUGCGCAUGCUCGGCAACGGGCGGUGCGAGGCCACGUGCAUCGACGGCACCAAGCGGCUCUGUCACAUCCGCGGCAAGAUGCACAAGAAGGUCUGGAUCGCCGCCGGCGACAUCAUCCUCGUCGGACUGAGGGAUUACCAGGACGACAAGGCCGACGUCAUCCUCAAGUACAUGCCCGACGAGGCGAGGCUGCUGAAGGCGUACGGGGAGUUGCCGGAGAACACGAGGCUGAACGAGGGGAUCGCGGGGAUCGACGAGGAGGAGGAAGGGGGUGGUGAUGAUUACAUCGAGUUUGAGGAUGAGGAUAUUGAUAAGAUUUGAGCUUUAGGGUUUUUGUGUUUUCUAAAUAAAUAAGUGGAUGGAUUUGGGUUUUAUUUUAUUUGUAUGGGGAUUUGUUAUGUGUUACUACUACAGUACUAUGUUUAUGAUGAUGGUGUAUGUGAUAUUAACAUCGUGUGUUCGACUUGGGUUGUGCUACGCUGCUCGAGUUGAGUCGAUGUAUCUGGUAUUGCUACUCUCUUUAUUUGAUAAUUGAUACUACAUAGUGGGAAUUGGUCUUU
Rhododendron vialii is the source of this 868-nucleotide messenger RNA. RefSeq names its product eukaryotic translation initiation factor 1A-like. Bases 195 to 629 code for a protein of 144 amino acids. The record is from RefSeq and is a predicted model, not a curated record. Gene Ontology annotation, cellular component: cytoplasm. NCBI's taxonomy places the organism in Eukaryota, Viridiplantae, Streptophyta, Magnoliopsida, Ericales, Ericaceae. Gene Ontology annotation, molecular function: RNA binding; translation initiation factor activity. The transcript has a single exon. Gene Ontology annotation, biological process: translational initiation.